ACAACACUGAAAUAUUUCUCCACUGCUGUCACUCAUACUCAAACCUGUAGAAACAUACACAUUUUAAGUUAUCUGGUCCAAGUCCAAGGUGGUAAAUAUUGUUUUAUUCCCACUCAUGUAGUCAUUUACAAAAAGGGAAAAUCCUUAUUCAGAACUGGACACUUGUCAUAUAUAUCCUACAAAUUAUAACUGACUUAUUAAUGUCAAACUGAGUUGAUUAUUAGAUGAAGCGUUUUUGAAAAAUCAUACAAGGCACAAGCAGACUGAAACAGCAGAAUAUUGGUACAGUAGAGGGAAAGAACCCAGGAAAAAGACAGAUGCAUCGCCCACUGCACUGAUAUUCGAUGCAUCUUUUUCAAUAUUUUCUGCUUUGGCUCCGCAGUAUAUUUUGGUGCACAUUCCUAGCAGUAGUUACUGCUGAUUAAAUCUUGAUAGGUGGAUACAUUCAAAAAUACUAACAUCUCCAUCUCAAACUUCGCCUUUAUUUAUUUUUGUAUUUAGGUUUUUAAUUUUUUUUUAAUCUUUUUUUCUGAAAAGGUGAAUCUUUAAGGGCCUUAAAACCGGAUUCAACUGGAACAAUCUAAGUUGGGUAAUUCAUUAUCUGGUUGAACACACAGCUCAUAAUCGACCUGCGCUAAAUGCCAAUAAGGUUGGUUGGCUAAUGGAUUUACUGGGCUGCAGCCAAAUAUUGUUAAUUGUCAGGACAUUUCUAAACUGCAACGCAGGGCACCUCCUUUUCUAUUCUUCUUAGGCUCCUUUUAACACAAUGUCCCAAACUUGAUCGACAAGAACAACAAGUCUACAAUUUCCUGAGGAUUUGUUUUGUGCCACCCCUCUGAGAUACAUCUCACAUGCACAGAGCCAAUAAGGGCUGGGGGAUUAGUAACUCCAAACCCCCGAGUGCAUUCCAGGUGAUGUUAAUGACCAAAAGCAGCACUGCUUGUUAGGCAAUAGGUGACCGGGCAACCGGAGGAGAACGACAACCACUGAAACGAUGACUCUUUUUGAUGAUUUUGUUUUCUUCUUCGCUUCCAAUCCCACCACCCUGUUGGGGGCUGUUGUUGUCCUGUUCAUCCUUUGCCUUGUCUCCAGCAACUUCCCCUCCAAGGAAAUGGGAAAGGAGCCCCCAGGGCCAAUGGCUCUGCCCCUGCUUGGCAACAUGCUUCAACUUGAUCUCAAGAGACCUUACAGAACCCUCUGUGAGCUUUCAGAGAAAUAUGGUCCUGUGUAUUCGGUUUACUUCGGAACAGAUAAAGUGGUCGUCCUGGCUGGAUACAAGGCAGUCAAAGAGGCUCUGGUCAGCUUCGCAGAAGAGUUUGGAGACCGGCAAAUCAGCCCUAUAUUCGAUGAUAUGAAUCGAGGUCAUGGAAUUCUGUUUGCAAAUGGAGAGACAUGGAAAGAGAUGAGACGCUUUGCCCUCACCGCACUGAGAGACUUUGGGAUGGGCAAAAAAGUCGUUGAGGACAAAAUCGUAGAGGAGUGUCAGUUUCUGAUCCAAAUGUUCAAAGAGCACAAAGGUAAACCAUUUGAUACAAAAUGUCAGGUGAAUUAUGCAACAUCCAAUAUUAUCUCCUCCAUCGUGUUUGGAAGCCGAUUUGAAUACGACGACCCUCGAUUCAAAAACUUGGUGAGGAGAGCAAAUGAGAACAUAAGCAUGGCAGGUUCUGCAUCAAUCCAGCUUUACAACAUGUUUCCCAGGCUGACAAGAUGGAUAAAAAACCGGCAGCUCAUAUUACAAAAUACCAAAGUGACCAUGUCGGAUGUCAAAGAUUUGAUCAAGCAACUGACAGAGACGCUGAACCCCCACUCCUGCCGGGGGUUCGUGGACUGUUUUAUCCUCCGGAAACAGAAAGAAGAGGACUCUCAUGUUGUGGACACCCACUACAAUGAGAACAACUUAUUAUUUACCAUAACCAACUUAUUUGCUGCUGGUACUGAUACCACUGCAAGUACACUCAGAUGGGGGUUGCUGUUUUUGGUCAAAUAUCCACAUAUACAGGACCAGGUCCAGGAGGAGCUGGGCAGGGUGAUAGGAAGCCGUCCUGUCCAGAUGAAUGACCGGAGAAACCUGCCGUACACUGAUGCCGUCAUCCACGAGACACAGAGACUGGCCAACAUUGUCCCCAUGGCCGUUCCUCACAAAACCAGCCGAGACGUCAUCUUCCAGGGCUACUUUAUUAGACAGGGAACCACUGUGUUUCCUCUUCUUACCUCUGUCCUGCAUGAUGAGAACGAAUGGGAGAGCCCACACACUUUCAACCCUUCCCACUUCCUGGAUAAGGAGGGUAAAUUCACCAAGAGAGACGCCUUCAUGCCCUUUUCUGCAGGUCGCAGAGUGUGCCUGGGGGAGAGUCUGGCGAAGAUGGAGCUCUUCCUCUUCUUCGCGUCCCUCCUCCAGCACUUCCGCUUCACUCCACCGCCGGGAGUCACAGAGGACGAACUGGAUCUUACACCGGCUGUGGGCUUCACCCUCAGCCCUUCACCUCAUGUGCUGUGUGCUGUCAGUCGCCAGUGAGGAAGACAGCCAAAGCACGGCCAUAUUAUCAAUUUCAUGAAUAUUGCUUUACUUAUUUUCUACUAACUUACUCUUUUGCCAAGGAAGCAUUCUUUUUAAAACACAGACUAAUUUGAGCGUAUAUAGACUUUCAUAGUGACCGAAUGCUUGGCUAUAUUCUUGCUUUUCAGCCACUGUUAGUUUUUUUUUCUUUUUCCAACUGAUAUAGUUUAGUUUUGCAAAUUAGAAUUUGUCAAAGAUAAUUUGCUAGCAAAUGGUAGAAAUCAUGUAAUUUGCUGUAAACUAGCUGUGAUCUUCAUUUUUUUUUCCCUGCAUUUUUCUUUCUGUUGAUUAAAAAAAAAGAAAAACCUUUUUUCCAAAGAAUUUCUGGUGUAAACAGACAAAAAGGAAUAAAAAGGAAUCCAUCAUUUUUUUUUAGCCCUGUGAAACCUGACAAUUCAUGCAUUCAUUGCAUCAUUGUGUAGUAAUCUAAUACUGACCUACCACCUCCUCCCCCCUAAACAAACAAAAGAUGAGAUAGACUGGCUAGGUGUCCACUCUGGCGCUAAACAAAGCAGUAUGUUGUAUUUCAAAGUUCACAUUCUGCCUGCACUGAAAAGUGUGCACAUAUAGAGACUCACACAGUGGAGCGGAUUAAAAAAACUAAGCAAUUUGAGGAGACUUUUAUGGUAGCACUCCCUUAAUCUGCCUGCUCGUGUCAUCUGUACACGACAAACACAAGUCAGAGCCCUCCUCAUCUGGUGUGGAUGGAGAUCAAAAUGUGUCACUGUUUCAAAUAUUCAGGUGAAGGCGUGAACCAAGGUCACGCUCGGUUUACAUGAUCUGUUCCAGACCAGUUUAGGUUGUAGACCAUGCUCCCACAGUGUGUACCAUCGUGGUGGGACUGACACAUCCUACUUAUUAUCUUCCCUUGCUCUGUGAUGGGCAGGUCUGGGGAGAUCAUUAACUGCGGAUCACAUGCCUCGCUGAAUGAAUGACUCACCAUUCGUCAACAGAUGGACUGUGAAGCCCAACUCCAAAAUCUGUUCGAGGGGUAAAAGGUCAGCUCUGACAUCCGGACCCAUACAUUACUAUGCUCGUCCCUUAUGUUUAAAAGUCCUGUGCACUUUGAAGCUAUUUGGAAGAGAUCAGUGGACUUCACCGGACACUGAGGCCAAACCAUCACCCACAUGAUGAUUCGUUAGGAGCAUGCCACAUUUGAACUUCAGUGAGAUAAUAACAGAAUACAUUUUUUACUAUGGUUAUACCCAAUGAGGAGUAUGGUGUUUAGUGAGGGAUAGAAGAAGGGAUAGUCCCGUGAUUUUGAAGUGGGGUCGUAUGAGUUACUUAUGCAUAAUUAAUGUUACCUUAUGGAGAAAGUCAUCAUUGCUGUCAUUUACGGAGUUUCUGUUGCAGAGGGGACCAAACGUCUCUUUCACCACAUUUUUAAACGCUUACCUAAAAAAAAUUACACUUAUUUUCAAGCGUACUUGAGCGGCCAUGUAUUACCACGCCAACGGGCAUAUCACUCCGCAAUCUCUGAACUAUCCCUUUAAGGUAUCACGAAUCAUGUUUCAGUGAAAAACUCAUCUGUGUUGGCUUCUCACACACUACGUUAUAAACUGAAAUUGCAAUGAGCUUUAGAUCACAA
Messenger RNA from Scophthalmus maximus (turbot), 4145 nucleotides. RefSeq names its product cytochrome P450 2K1. Gene Ontology annotation, biological process: xenobiotic metabolic process. The transcript has 9 exons. Lineage: Eukaryota; Metazoa; Chordata; Actinopteri; Pleuronectiformes; Scophthalmidae. Bases 995 to 2515 code for a protein of 506 amino acids. The record is from RefSeq and is a predicted model, not a curated record. Gene Ontology annotation, molecular function: oxidoreductase activity, acting on paired donors, with incorporation or reduction of molecular oxygen, reduced flavin or flavoprotein as one donor, and incorporation of one atom of oxygen; iron ion binding; heme binding. Gene Ontology annotation, cellular component: cytoplasm; intracellular membrane-bounded organelle.